Messenger RNA from Poeciliopsis prolifica (blackstripe livebearer), 930 nucleotides. Its product is annotated as olfactory receptor 2S2-like. The transcript has a single exon. Gene Ontology annotation, molecular function: G protein-coupled receptor activity; olfactory receptor activity. The record is from RefSeq and is a predicted model, not a curated record. Bases 1 to 930 code for a protein of 309 amino acids. Gene Ontology annotation, cellular component: membrane. Gene Ontology annotation, biological process: G protein-coupled receptor signaling pathway. NCBI's taxonomy places the organism in Eukaryota, Metazoa, Chordata, Actinopteri, Cyprinodontiformes, Poeciliidae.
AUGAACAAUGUUUCAGAAAUUUCUCAUUUUGUUCUUUCAGGUUUAAAUGAGACAAGGAAUUACCAGUUAACUAUUUUUUUUCUCACCUUGGUAUGUUACAUUAUAAUCAUCUUUGCAAAUGUUUGUGUUGUUCUGACUAUAAUCUUGAAUAAUGAACUCCAUGAACCAAUGUAUAUUCUGCUCUGUGGUAUUUGCAUGAAUUCUCUUUAUGGAACAGCAGGUUUCUAUCCUAAAUUCCUGUCAGAUCUGCUCUCUCCUGUUCAUGUCAUCUCUUAUUCAGGCUGUCUUCUGCAGGCUCAGGUGUUGUAUUCCUUCGCCUGCAGUGAUCUGUCCAUCCUUGCACUCAUGGCAUAUGACCGUUAUCUGGCUAUAUGUCGACCACUGGAAUACCACUCUGUCAUGUCGAAGCAGAGAGUCAUCACUUUGGUGUGUCUUGCUUGGUCAAUACCUUUCUGCAUUAUGGCUGUAAACUCUAUCCUUACAUAUAGGCUGAAGUUAUGCAGCCCAUACAUUAACCGAAUCAUCUGUUUGAUCUGGAGCAUUGUUAUGCUUGCUUGUUUUCCAUCUGAAACGACUGUUAACAGCAUAGUUGCAUAUAUUACGAUAUUAAUUUACGUUGUUCACUUUUUGUUAAUUGUGUGGUCCUACAUGUUUCUCAUCAAAACUUGUGUCGUUUCUUUAGAAAACAGGAGAAAGUUCAUGCAAACCUGUGUGCCACAUUUGGUCUCGCUGUGCACUUUUUCUCUAACUCUUUUUUUUGAUGUUAUAUAUAUUCGAUUUGGCUCAAAAGAUUUACCUCAAACGAUUAAAAACUUUAUUUCUAUAGAAUUUCUCAUCAUUCCUCCCAUUAUUAAUCCACUUAUUUAUGGGUUUAAGUUGACUAAAAUACGAAAUAAAAUUUUAAGUGUGGCCACUAUAAAAAUAAAAUAA